AUGUUUCAGUAUCGUCCACCGGGAUAUGGAGAGGCUAUUUGCGAACGUCCAUUUGCCCAAGGGCCGGAAGGCAAAGCUGGCUACCAGGGCUUGCGAAAGAUUGAAAUUGCGAGGACGAAUCAAUCAAUCAAAGUGCUGUGUAUGGUGUAUACCCAUAGCAAAAAGCAUGAUAAUCUCCGUUCGGUAGUCGAGACCUGGGGCAGCAAGUGCGACGGUUUUAUGGCGGCCUCGAACGUGACCGAUGCUUCGCUGGGUGCGGUAAAUUUGCUCCACGAAGGGCCGGAAGACUACGGCAACAUGUGGUUGAAAGUCAAGGCCAUGUGGCAAUACGCGUACGACCACUACCGGAACGACUAUAAUUUCUUUCACGUGGGUGGAGACGAUCACUACGUAAUUGUGGAGAAUUUGCGUUACACGGCGGCGACUGGAAAUUGGCACGGUCCUUGGAAUCAAUCGUCUCCGUUGUACUUGGGUGGACCCAUGGCGGACAAGUUCGAAUCGACGCGCUACUGUGGGGGUGGUAGCGGGUACACAUUGAAUCGUGUUGCUUUGCGACAACUGGUGGAAGAGUUGUUGGCGCAUCCCGACUGCUGGCCGCACUGGCGUGCACCAGACGAAGAUCGUAUCAUGGCGAGCUGCUUUCGAAGGACGGGACUCCAGUGUAUGGAUACAAACGACGAAAGCAAGGAGUCUCGGUACCAUCCAUGGGACGUCAAUUACCAUGCACAGUGGACGAAACGGCAGGGCGGCAACUGGUGGCCCUCGCUAUUGGAAACCCGGCAGGGCAUUCCGCAACCGGAGGGUCUGGGCCAAAUUUCCAAAUCGAGCGUUUCGUUUCAUUUGAAACCAAUCAAGGAAAACGGGAGAAACGAUUUGCCUCCAGACAAAGGGAUGCGGCGCUAUCACGCGAUUCUGUACGGUCUGUGUGACAAUCACACAACCGGUACCUCCAAUACUACUACCCUACGCAUAACAUAAAACACAAUUGGCCUACCAAUAGGUAAUUGGCAAGUCUG
Molecule: messenger RNA, 1016 nt
Organism: Phaeodactylum tricornutum CCAP 1055/1
Lineage: Eukaryota; Bacillariophyta; Bacillariophyceae; Surirellales; Neidiaceae
Exons: 1
Coding region: 1-978 (325 amino acids)
Molecular function (GO): N-acetylgalactosaminide beta-1,3-galactosyltransferase activity
Source: RefSeq, a predicted model, not a curated record